AUCCGCGAGCACCAGGAGGGCUGCCCGCGCCUCACCUGGGCCGAGGAGAUCCGGUCCAUCGCCGCGCAGCCGGCCGGGUUCGCGUGCAUGUCGACGCUCCAGGCGGGCGACGGCCCCACGGGCGGCUUCCCGAGCGGGUCCAUGGUCGGCUUCGCCAUCGAGGAAGAGUCGGGCCGCCCCAUCUUCUGCUUCGCGUCCAUGAGCGGCCACACGAAGAACCUCGUCAAGGACGCGCGGUGCUCGCUCACGGUGACCGAGUCGGCGUUCGAGGGCGCCGCGGACGCGCGCGCGGUCUUCACGGGCGAGGUCAACGUCAUCAAGGACAAGGACGAGGACGCGGCGGCGCGCCAGACCUACCUGGCGUCGCACCCGGGCGCGUUCUGGGCGAACUUCGGCGACUUCAAGAUGUACCGCAUGGACGAGAUCCUCGACGUGUCGUUCGUCGGCGGCUUCGCGCGCGCGGGCGGCGUCACGGUGGACGAGUACAUGGAGGCGUCCGUGGAUCCCUGCCUCGCCUUCGCGGCGCCGGUCAUGGCCCACAUGAACGACGACCACGCGUCGUCGCUCAAGCAGUACGUCGAGGUGCUGGUGGGCGCCGCGCCCGUGAAAUCCGCGGAGAUGAAGCGCCUGGACCGCUUCGGCAUGGACGUGCGCAUCGAGGACGAGGCGACGGGCUCCAAGGGCGUCCUGCGCGUGCCGUUUCCCGAGCCCGUCACGGAGCGCAAGAAGAUCAAGGACGCGAUCGUC
This is a messenger RNA of Aureococcus anophagefferens, 747 nucleotides long. RefSeq lists its product as hypothetical. Lineage: Eukaryota; Pelagophyceae; Pelagomonadales; Pelagomonadaceae. The record is from RefSeq and is a predicted model, not a curated record. The transcript has a single exon. The annotation marks the transcript as partial.